Rubroshorea leprosula is the source of this 1372-nucleotide messenger RNA. The record is from the annotation of a GenBank genome assembly. Lineage: Eukaryota; Viridiplantae; Streptophyta; Magnoliopsida; Malvales; Dipterocarpaceae.
UCUUCCCCACAUCUACAAUACACCUCCUGCAACUUUUUGGCACUACAAAUUUACACCCCCAUCCCUCACUUUCUCCUCAUGCCCAACAUCCCUCUCCCUUUCUCUCCUCAGACCACUCCAACACAUAUUCUUCACUCUGUUUUCCCUCUGUUCACAUUUCCACUCUUCCUUUGCUUCCAAUUUCAUAAAUUCCAUAUGGCAAUCGUUGUGUGUCAAGGUCCACAAUCAUGUCUUGACUCUAAUCUUGUCGAGUCAAUGACAACAAUAAGACUCAAAUUAUCUUCACCUAGUUCUCAUUUUUCCCAAUCCCUUGAAUUAUCCUUCAAAUCUACUUUUGUUGAUCCCAACACCAAACAGGAAAUGGAAGAAAAAUGUUUUCAUGAGGAAAACAGAAGGAGAAUAAAUAAUUCUCCAACUCCUGAAAUGGGGGGAUGGAGUUUCCUUCAAGCUCUUUCAAUUACUUCCCAAAGCUCCAAAGAGAAAACAGAGGAAGAAAACACUUAUGUUCAUCCCAUGGUGAAGCGUUCUCUCUCGACGCUUAGUGAGAAAAGCUUGGAAUUAUGUACGGAGAAUUUAGGGAGUGAAACGGGGAGUGAUAUCUCAGAGGACAGCAUUUUCUUCUUGUCUGCUUCAACGGAGGCUAAUGGUGUUGGAGUGGUUGAUUAUCCGGUAAGGGAGCAGGUGAAACAUGGACAGCUUUUUGGGACAAAGAAAGCGAUUUCCCGCAAUUUUCCACCACCUCUGACGACCAUAAGUGGAUCGGAAUCUCUCCAAAUGAGGUCCCACCGUGAAGGUGGGCGGCUGGUGAUCAAAGCUGUAAAGGUCCCAUCACAACGCUCUCUCUUUCAAGCUGAAAGAACUCAUGGCCGCCUCCGCCUGAGCCUUUUGAAAGAUUACUCCACUACUAGUUUUGACCCUGAGGAAGCAGCCGAUGGAAAAUGUGGAGAAGUAAGUAUUGAAGACAAAAAGGAAGAAGAGUUUGAAAGCGAUGGGAAUUAUGAAGAAGAAGAAGAGGAGGAGGAGGAGGAGGAGGAGGAGGAAGAAGAUGAGUGGGAGACCGAUGGAAAUAGUUUGGAAAUGGGGGGUGAAAUGGGAAUUGAAAAGUUCCAAAGGGCAGGCAGGUGCAAAGAAGGUGAGCAUGAAAAUAAGGGACUGUUGAAUUGGGAGUCUUGUUGGGUGGUUACAUAACACUCUUUUUCUUCAUAAUCAUACUUCCUUGUAUUGAAUUCCUUUGUUUUUACAAAGAAAACAUGCUUCGUUGUUAUUAUCGUUAUUUGAAGCUGCUGUUUUUCCGAAGUUCAUGUUUUCUUUUAAAGGAAAUGUGAUGUUAUGCAAAUUGCAUUGAAUUGUAUAAUAUAAAUUAUAUGAUAAU